Messenger RNA from Drosophila willistoni, 679 nucleotides. RefSeq names its product dynactin subunit 6 (gene DCTN6-p27). Gene Ontology annotation, biological process: mitotic spindle organization. Gene Ontology annotation, molecular function: dynein complex binding. The coding region runs from base 62 to 619 and encodes 185 amino acids. Gene Ontology annotation, cellular component: dynactin complex. The transcript is spliced from 2 exons. The record is from RefSeq and is a predicted model, not a curated record. NCBI's taxonomy places the organism in Eukaryota, Metazoa, Arthropoda, Insecta, Diptera, Drosophilidae.
GGCAACAUCCGUAGGAAAACAGUUUCUGGCAACGCUGACAGCUGAGGAAAACAUAAACAAAAUGCCCACUGAAAAUAGCAUCAAGAUAAUGCCAAAGGCUGUCGUCUGUGAGGAGACCAACCUGCGAGGUGACAUCAUUUUUUCGUCUGGCUGUGUGGUUCAUCCCAGUGCCACAAUUGUUGCCGAGGCGGGGCCGAUUAUAAUUGGCGAGAAUUGUAUUAUUGAGGAAUAUGCCACAAUUGCUCAUCGCCUGAUUGAAGGAGCCAAUUGGGAUUCAAGUAAUAUCCUGAGCAUCGGCACACACAAUGUCUUCGAAGUCGGAUGCACAGUGGAAGCAACCAAAAUCGGUGAUAAAAAUGUUUUCGAAAGCAAAUCCUAUGUUGGCCCCGGUGUCACUGUCACCAGUGGCUGUGUAGUCGGUGCUGGCAUACAAAUGCGAACGGCUCAGGUGAUGCCCGAGAACACCAUUGUCUAUGGCAAGGAUGCACUGCAGCGUGAGGCCAUUGAUAAGCAAGGUUCACAAACUCUACAAAUCGAUUUCCUACGCAAAGUUUUGCCCAACUAUCACCAUUUACGCAAACCGAACUAUGAUCCAAAAAAACCGCGUAGCGUUGUCUAAACUUAAUUAUGUAUUCUCGACUGUUGUAGUAGCAUUAAAAUUAUUCAUUUCCGUUUGAAA